AUGCAGCCCCAGGGCAUCAUGCACCUCGAGAGCGAUGCGUGGUGGGGCCGGGUCCUUAAUCCAUUCAACAUCUACCUCUCCGCCGGCGGCUCGACUGGCGGCGAAGCAGCGCUCAUAGCUAUGAAGGGAUCGGUCAUGGGCGUCGGCACCGACAUUCGCGGUAGCGUCCGCGGACCCUCGGCCUUCUGCGGCAUCUACGGCUUCAAACCCACCUCGUACGUUCUACCCAUGAAAGACUUCCUGGGAGUUUUCCCGGCCGAACUCAACGUGCUCUGUUCGACGGGGCUCAUGUGCCGCACCAUGCGAGACAUGGAGCUCUUCACCAGCACCAUUCUCGGGGUCAAAUUCUACCUCGAAGAUCCCCGAAUCAUUCCCAUCCCUUGGACCGGUCUGAAAACCCCCGUCCCGAAGCGUCUGAAGAUUGGCGUCAUCGCCCACGACAACUACAUUGACCCGCAACCACCUGUCAAGCGAGCCGUAGCCUGGGCGAAAAGUCUUCUCUCAGAUCCCAAGUACGCCGACGUUUUGGAAGUCAAGGACUUCACGCCCUAUGGCGCCCAGGAAGCCUGGUCCAAGAUUCGCCGCAUGUACUGGCCAGACGGCGCCCAGGGUCCCAUCAAGGCCAUCACGUCCACGGGAGAGCCCAUCCUCCCGCUCAGCGCUUAG
Messenger RNA from Capronia coronata CBS 617.96, 666 nucleotides. RefSeq lists its product as uncharacterized. Bases 1 to 666 code for a protein of 221 amino acids. The transcript has a single exon. NCBI's taxonomy places the organism in Eukaryota, Fungi, Ascomycota, Eurotiomycetes, Chaetothyriales, Herpotrichiellaceae. The record is from RefSeq and is a predicted model, not a curated record.